Messenger RNA from Nezara viridula (southern green stink bug), 4221 nucleotides. The record is from the annotation of a GenBank genome assembly. NCBI's taxonomy places the organism in Eukaryota, Metazoa, Arthropoda, Insecta, Hemiptera, Pentatomidae.
AUGAUCGCUUGGGUCGGGGAGUUGUCGGAUGGUUCCCUUAGGAUGGCUGAGCGGUAUUCCCUAGCCACCGCUUCCAGCAGUUUAUCGAAGACCUACUGGCUUUGUGGACAAGGAUGAUCUCUUCUGUUGUUCGGCUGUCAAGACCAUCUGCCCGAAGGGGGCGGAGGUUUAAGGCAUAUCCUAAUGAAGACCUCCACCGCCUCUUCAAUUUGCCCAACACCUGAGCCCGUCUUUAAAUUACAAACAAUUGGUGAGGAUUUCUGCGGUCUGGAUGUCAAUACACCUCUUGGAGGAGAAACGCCAAUGACAGUAGUUCCUGUACUGUUAGUAAAUCAGCAUCUUACAGCAGUUGCAGCUACUUCUACUGGAGAUUAUACUGUAGUAUUCCUUGGUACAGCAAAUGGCCGUCUAAAAAAGGUUGUCGUAGAAAGUUCAACAUCUGCUAUAGAAUAUGGCAAUGAUCUGGUUAAUGAAAAUUCUCCUGUAAAUGCUGAUUUACACUUUGAUUCUCAAAUGAUGCAUUUGUAUGUAAUGACAGAAAGACAGGUUGCCAAAGUCAAGGUUCAGGACUGCAGUGUUUAUAAUACUUGUUUGGAUUGCCUUGGAGCCAAAGACCCAUACUGUGGAUGGUGUUCACUGGAAAAUAAAUGCAGCUUAAAGAGUGAUUGCCAGGAUGCUGGAAAGGACGUUCUGUAUUGGAUUUCUUAUAAAAGUGGUAAAUGUACCACCAUCACUUCAGUUGCACCUUAUCAAAUACAAAGAACAACAGCAAGAACGCUUGAUUUAGUGAUUGAAAAUCUUCCUUCACUUUCCGGGCAGUUUUUAUGUGCCUUCACUGCAUUAGAUAAAACUCUUACAACUCCAGCUACUCGAAAAGCUACAGGAGCAUCAGGUGUGAACUGUACAACACCUAGGACUGAUCUUCUGCCACCUAUCCCGCCUGGGCAACAUCAUUUCACUGCAAAAUUGUCUGUCAGGAUGACUUCAGGUCCAGAUUUUGUUGAGACAAACUUCACGUUUUUCGACUGCAACACUUAUAUUUCAUGUACUCAAUGUGUGUCGUCUGCUUUUCCAUGUGACUGGUGUGUUGAUGGACACAGAUGCACUCAUGAUACUGCUGAAAAUUGUCGUAAUGAUAUUUUAGUAACUGGUGUUAGUAGAAUUGGACCAAGCUAUCGCAGUGGACCUGGUUUUUGUCCCACAAUUAAUGCUACUCAGGGUGGUUCUACUGAAAUUUUAGUUUCAUCAGGUGUAAAAAAGGGCUUGCGUGUUAAAGUGCAUAUUAUUGGACAAUUUAUUGUUCAAACACGAUUUGUCUGCCAGUUUAAUAUUGAAGGCCGGGUCACUAGUGUAAAUGCGAAUAUUUUAGGAGAUAUUAUUUAUUGUGAGCCUAUGGAAUUCUCAUAUACAUCUCGAGCUCCAAACAUUACUGCAACAUUUGCUGUUAUUUGGGGUGGUUCCAAACCCCUUGACAAUCCAGACAAUAUUCAUGUUGUCAUUUACCGUUGCCGUGAUAUGGCUGAUAAUUGUGGAAUGUGUUUAGCAUUAGGAGAAAAAUUUGGUUGUGGUUGGUGUCAAAGUUCUGAUAGAUGUGAAGUUCAAGAACAAUGUGAUCGUAAUGGAGGAUCUGUAUGGUUAAAUCGUAAUACUACUUGCCCCAAUCCUGAAGUAACUUCAUUCUCACCUCAGCUUGGACCUUGGGAGGGUGGCACCAACAUCACUAUUACAGGAAUCAAUCUAGGAAAAACAUUUAAAGAUAUUUACAGUGGUGUAAGUGUUGCUGGGAUCCCAUGUGAACCAUAUGAAGAGCUGUAUGAGAAAACCAAGCAGAUUGUUUGCAGAGUUGAUGGACCUGGCACUCCAGAUUUAAGAAGAGGUCUUGUAGUUGUAAAAGUUGAAGAUUUUCGAGGAAAUUCAAAACAAGAAUAUAAAUUUGUUGAUCCUAAUAUUACUGAUAUUUUUCCUAAUUUUGGUCCAAUGUCUGGUGGAACUCAUCUUACUAUAAUGGGUAGAUAUAUGAAUGCAGGAAGUUCAAUCAGGGCAUUUAUUGAUGAGCUACCCUGUCAAAUCAUUAAAACUGAACCCAAUUCAACAGUAUGUGUUACUAGUGCAUCCAAACAUCAAAGAAAAGGUACUUUAAAAAUGAAAUUUGAUGAAGGUGAUAGGCCAUUUGACAAGAAAUUUUUUGAGUAUAUUGAAGAUCCCGAAAUUGACUCUGUUGAAUCAGGUGUAACAGCUGGACAGGGACAGCAUUUGGAUAGAGCAUGCCAGGAACUGGAUGUAGUUGUUCGUAUAGGAAGUAGUUAUUGUAAUGUUACAUCAUUAUCAAGGCAACAACUUACUUGUCGUCCUCCAGUGGAGCAACCUCCUGUUCUUGAAGAUAACACAAACCCUGAAGAAGAUACCUUACCUCAAGUGAUAGUAAUAGCAUAUAGGAGAAAAUCAACAGAAAGUAAUAGAGUGCUGAAAAAUAUGCAAGAACAAAUGGACAUUUUAGAAUUACGAGUAGCUGCGGAAUGUAAAGAAGCUUUUGCUGAAUUACAAACUGAAAUGACUGAUUUGACGCAAGAUUUGACUGCUGGAGGUAUUCCAUUCCUAGAUUACAGAACUUAUGCUUUGAAAACUUUGUUUCCGAAUAUGGAAGAUGUUGUUCUUCAGUGGGAACGUCCAGAAUUGAUGAGACAAGAGAAGGGUUUACGCUUUUUUGGAUCUCUAAUAUUAAAUAAGACGUUCCUUUUAUUGUUUAUUAGAACUCUUGAAAGUAACCGAUAUUUCUCUAUGAGAGAUAGAACGGAAAGUGUAGCAGAAAAAAUGUUAUCCGCUUGGUUCACCUUCCUGCUCUAUAAAUUCUUGCGUGAAUGUGCAGGAGAACCACUUUACAUGCUUUUUCGAGCCAUGAAACAUCAAGUAGAUAAGGGUCCUGUUGAUGUCAUUACUUCUGAAGCUAGGUACUCAUUGAGUGAAGAAAAACUUAUCCGUCAAUCUAUUGAUUUUAAACCAAUGACUGUAUAUGUUUCUAUUUCACAACAGACAGUUUUUGUCACUGGGCUAGACCCAAACACAGAAAAUGUUCCAGUUAAAGUUUUAGACUGUGAUACUAUAUCACAAGUUAAAGAAAAAGCAUUAGACACUAUUUACAGAGCAACUCCUUAUAGUCAAAGACCUAGAAAAGAUGAUUUAGAUGUUGAAUGGAGAACGGGUACUUCUGGCAGGUUAAUUCUGUAUGAUGAAGAUAGUACAACUAAAACAGAAGGGGAAUGGAAGAAAAGAAAUACUCUUAAUCAUUAUCGUGUACCUGAUAUGGCAUAUCUUAAUCUAGUCUCUAAGCAGUCGUCUAUUUAUAAUUUAUCCAUAUUGUCUGAGAAGACAGAAAAAUCACAUAAAUAUGAAACUUUGAACUUAUCAAAAUUUAGCUCAGCUAGUCCACCUUUAAGCAGAGCGACUUCUCCCCUAAAUAAUGAUCAAGAUGGAGGACUUAAGGUCUGGCAUCUUGUUAAACACCAUGAUUCUGAUGCUCAGAAAGAAGGUGAAAGGGGAAACAAAAUGGUUUCUGAAAUCUACCUUACCAGGCUUUUAGCUACAAAGGGUACACUUCAAAAGUUUGUUGAUGAUCUCUUUGAGACAAUCUUUAGUACAGCACACAGAGGGAGUGCAUUGCCUUUAGCAAUUAAAUAUAUGUUUGAUUUCCUUGAUGACCAAGCUUUACAACAUGGAAUUACUGAUCCAGAAGUAGUUCAUACUUGGAAAAGUAACAGCCUUCCUUUAAGGUUUUGGGUAAAUUUAAUAAAGAACCCAAAUUUUGUCUUUGAUAUACAUAAAUCAAAUAUUGUUGAUUCUUGUUUAUCAGUAGUUGCUCAGACAUUCAUGGAUUCCUGUUCAACUUCUGACCACCGACUUGGUAAAGACUCUCCUAGUUCCAAACUUCUUUAUGCUAAGGACAUUCCAGUUUAUAAAGAGUGGGUUGAAAGGUAUUAUGCUGAUAUUAAAGCUAUGCCAGCAAUAUCAGAUCAAGACAUGGGAGCAAUGCUUGCUGAAGAAUCAAGGUUGCAUUCCUCAGAAUUUAAUACUAACUGUGCACUGUAUGAACUGUACACAUAUGCAAUGAAAUAUAAUGAACAACUAACAGUCACUCUUGAAGAAGAUGAGUUUUCACAAAAACAAAGACUAGCCUAUAAAUUGGAGCAAGUUCAUAAUUUAAUGAUACCAGACUCUCAUCCAUAA